AUGGAGCUGGUGGCAGCUUGGAAGCUUGCGGUUUGUGGAUGGAGUUGGGGCCUGCCUGGGAAGCUUUGCAGAGUUGUGGUUGCAUUGGCGGAGGAGGGUCAUGACUCGUCGGUUGAGCUCGCAACUCGCAAGCCCAUUAUUGUGGUGGGAACUGGAAAGACAAUCGCCCUGCUGCUGGCCUGGGUGAUGGAAAAUCUCAGGAAAAAAUAG
Messenger RNA from Linum trigynum, 210 nucleotides. The record is from the annotation of a GenBank genome assembly. NCBI's taxonomy places the organism in Eukaryota, Viridiplantae, Streptophyta, Magnoliopsida, Malpighiales, Linaceae.